CGUUGAACAUCGCAAGGAUUGCGUCGCCCACGGUGCUCAGUUGAAUUCUAUCGCCGUCCAUUAAAACAGCCGACUUGGAAAAUACAAUAUCAAAGUGUGCUCCGUUUUACCAGAAGCUUGCUUGCUUGUAUAUCAUCAUGGAUGACAUAUUCAUGAAGUAAGGAUACUGAGAAAAGAUCUCCGUAUGUGUAACGCACGCAUCUUCGACCCUGUCGUGGCUCACUGCAUUGCCUGGCAAAACGGAACAAUUGGUGGAUAAUUCUCCUCGUGACUUAAGUUGAGCAUAUUUCAUCGCUGAAAUACAUAGAAACACGAAUGUGGCUUCUGUCAUGAGUCCGGCCGGGUGCUCCCAUGUGACCAGUUUUAAAGUGGAGAACUGGAAGCAGAAUCUGCGGGUCAUAUACCAGUGCUUUGUGUGGAGUGGCUCUGCUGAAACCAGGAAACGCAAGGCGAAGUCAUGUAUAUGUCAUAUGUGUGGAGCACACUUAAAUCGACUUCACUCCUGUCUCCAUUGUGUGUUCUUCGGCUGUUUCAGCAAGAAACACAUCCACGAGCAUGCCAAAAACAAGAGACACAACCUAGCUAUAGACCUUUUGUAUGGUGGAAUAUAUUGCUUUGUGUGCCAAGACUACAUAUAUGACAAAGACAUGGAACAGAUUGCCAAAGAAGAACAAAGAAAAGCGUGGAAAUUGCAAGGUAUUGGCGAGAAGUACUCAAUGUGGGAGCCCACGAAACGAGAACUGGAGUUGCUGCGACACAACCCCAAACGGAGGAAAAUAACAGCAAACUGCACUAUAGGGUUAAGGGGUUUGAUAAACCUUGGGAACACAUGCUUUAUGAACUGUAUUGUUCAGGCUCUCACACACACUCCACUGCUGAGGGACUUCUUCCUGUCUGACAGGCACAAGUGUGAGAUGCAGUCCAACUCUUGCCUAGUGUGUGAAAUGUCUCAGCUCUUUCAGGAGUUCUACUCGGGUCACCGAUCUCCUCACAUUCCCUUCCGGUUGCUGCACCUCGUGUGGACCCACGCACGACAUCUCGCUGGCUACGAGCAACAGGACGCUCACGAGUUCCUCAUUGCUGCUUUGGAUGUGCUACAUAGACACUGCAAAGGAGAUGAUAAUGGGAAAAAAGCUAACAAUCCAAACCACUGCAGCUGUAUCAUUGACCAAAUCUUCACUGGAGGCCUGCAGUCUGACGUCACCUGCCAAGUUUGCCAUGGGGUUUCCACGACAAUAGACCCAUUCUGGGACAUCAGUUUGGAUCUGCCAGGUUCCUCGACCCCCUUCUGGCCCCUCAGCCUGGGCAGUGAUGGCAGUGUGGUGAAUGGAGACAGCCACCCAACUGGAGCUACCACACUCACAGACUGCCUGCGCAGGUUCACUCGACCUGAACACUUAGGAAGUAGCGCCAAGAUCAAAUGCAGUGGUUGCCAUAGUUACCAGGAGUCCACCAAGCAGCUGACAAUGAAGAGACUUCCUAUUGUGGCAUGCUUCCACCUUAAACGGUUUGAGCAUUCCGCAAAGCUCCGGCGGAAGAUCACCACCUAUGUGUCCUUUCCUCUUGAGCUGGAUAUGACACCCUUCAUGGCCUCCAGUAAAGAGAGCCGAAUGAAUGGACAGUACCAGCAGCCAGUAGAUUCUUUAAACAAUGACAACAAGUAUUCUCUGUUUGCAGUGGUGAAUCAUCAGGGCACAUUGGAGAGCGGCCAUUACACCACGUUUAUCCGCCAGCACAAGGACCAGUGGUUUAAAUGUGAUGACGCCAUUAUCACUAAAGCCAGCAUUAAAGAUGUUCUGGACAGUGAGGGGUACUUGUUAUUUUACCAUAAACAGUUCCUAGAAUAUGAAUAAUCCCUAGAUCCAGAAGGGGUCCGAGUCACAAGCUGUGAAGGGAAGAUCAUAUGAGUGAAGGCGGGGUGGACAACGGAAAGAAAGGAGCAUAAACCACCCGGCCUGACACUUGUUCAUCCCAGGAGAGCUGUUAAAAGAAAAAGAAAAAAAGCAGCCUUUAUUAACUAAGGAAAAUAAAAAUAACAAAAUAAGAAAUGGGGAAAAAAAAUCAAUAAAUAAAAUACACAGCUAAACCAAUCUGCACUGAGCAUCCGGAGCAUACUUGACAGAAAGAGGAGACGGCGGCAUUAGAGAAGAUGGAGAGACCUCUGUCUGUUUUCUUUUCUCUCGCUACAAACGGAGGAGACAAACUGACAUCUCAUCACAUUGUUCUUUAAGGGAUAGUUCACCCCAAAAUUUAAAACUUUCUUCCAUGGAACACAAAGGGAGGCAGAAUGAUAGCCUCAGUAAUCAUUUAAUUUCAUUGCAUUUUUCCAUAAAAUAAAAGUGAAAGGUGACUGAGGCUAACAUUAGGCCUAACUUUUCGUUUUGCAUUCUAUAGAAGAAAGGAAGGUUUGGAACAGCAUGCGAUUAAAUGAUAACACAAGUUUCAUUUUUGGCUGAGCUAUCCCUUUAAACUUCACAAUCUCUUUUUCACUUUUAGUUAUGUUUUUCUCCUCAGUUAUCACAAAGAAUAUAAAGCAUUCAUGUAAUUCAGUCCCAUUUUCUCAUCCUCAAAUGAUGUUUCAAAAUAUUUUUAUUUUUAUUUCUUUGUAUGCAUUAGUGAUGUAUUGAACACAAAAGAAAGAAAAGGGGCAUUAUGAACUUUAACUCAAACUUAUAUUGUCAUUUGGUGGUUGAGUUUGAAAAUACUGUCAGGGUUCAGCACUUUUAUUUUUAAUUCAAAAGAAUUUACCAACUCUUUCUGCCCUAAGUUUUUCAUUGCUUUUUUUUUUUCUUUGGUUGAGGGAUAAAAAUGUAUCUCACACACAUAUACAGUGUAUAUAUAUAUAUAUAUAUAUAUGUAUGUAUUAUGCAUAAUAAUACAUACGUACGUAAACAAGUCAUUAAUUUCUUGUUUACGCGUCUUCCCCAUGAACCCAUGUUUUUUUUAUAUAUAUAUAUAUAUGUGCUGUAUGUCUUCUAAAGGAAUGGAAAGAAGGUAUUUCUGUGAGAAGUAUAGCUUUGUUAACAUGAAAAGUUUCAGUUGAUGAUAUGUUGCUGCAGGUUUGGUUGUGAAGGCUUGUGUCAUGUUUCUGAUGCAUUGUGAAUGAAGAUUUUUCUUUCUUUUCAUGUGAUGCCUAUUGCCACCACGGCUUGAUUCAACAGUGUUAUCCUCAGCAACAUGUUGCUCCAGUUGAGUGUGUGCGAGUGCGCAUGUAUGCAUAUCCGUGUACACACCUGUGUAUAUGUGUACUACCCGAGUGUGUGCGAAUGCAGGAAUGUGGGCACCUGUGUGUUAGUGGUGGGGUGUGUGUGUGUGUGUGUGUGUGUGUGUGUGUGUGUGUGUGUGUGUGUGUGUGUGUGUGUGUGUGUGUGU
Messenger RNA from Myxocyprinus asiaticus (Chinese sucker), 3372 nucleotides. RefSeq names its product ubiquitin carboxyl-terminal hydrolase 22-like. Lineage: Eukaryota; Metazoa; Chordata; Actinopteri; Cypriniformes; Catostomidae. The record is from RefSeq and is a predicted model, not a curated record. The transcript has 13 exons. Gene Ontology annotation, biological process: protein deubiquitination. Gene Ontology annotation, molecular function: cysteine-type deubiquitinase activity; zinc ion binding. The coding region runs from base 330 to 1853 and encodes 507 amino acids.